AAGAUGUUCAUCGUAGAAGACAAGGGCAGCGCCAUUGCUCUCAUCUGCGCCGCCCUCCUCUUCCUCGGCACGUGGCCGGCAUUGCUCACCCUCUUGGAGCGCCGGGGCCGGCUGCCGCAGCACACCUACUUUGACUACUCGAUCACGAACCUCCUCGCCGCGGUCCUCAUCGCUCUCACGUUGGGCCAGCUUGGGGAGAGCAAGCAAACCAUGCCCAAUUUCUUCGCCCAGCUGAGUCAGGAUAACUGGCCUUCGGUGCUGUUUGCAAUGGCGGGGGGUCUAGUGCUCAGUAUUGGGAACCUUUCUACACAGUAUGCUUGGGCAUAUGUGGGUCUCUCGGUUACUGAGGUUAUCUGCGCGAGCAUGGUUGUUGUAAUUGGUACAACACUGAAUUAUUUCCUGGACAACCGCAUCAACCGGGCAGAUAUUCUUUUCACCGGAGUGGGUUGCUUCCUUGUUGCAGUCAUCCUUGGGACUGCUGUACACGCUUCCAAUGCAGCUGAUAAUGAAGAGAAACUAAGCGAAUCCUCAAAUGGCUACAACCAUGGGACAAAUGGUGGUAUGGAGCCAAGCAAACAAGGUAUAUAUGGUGCACUAGAUGAGGACAUAGAGAAUGGAGCUUUUGCAGAAGAGGCCACCAGAGCUGAAGCAGGGACUGCAGAAUACCUAAUUGAGCUCGAAGAGCGGCGUUCAGUCAAGGUAUUUGGAUCGAGCACCCUCAAGGGGCUUGGGCUGGUUUUCUUUGCCGGGGUCUGCCUCUCGCUCUUCUCCCCGGCACUCAACCUCGCCACCAAUGACCAGUGGCACACCCUGAAAGACGGCGUCCCGCAUCUAGUUGUGUACACCGCCUUCUUCUACUUCUCCAUGUCGUGCUUUGUCAUCGGUGUUGGGCUCAACAUCUUGCUCCUCUACCGCCCGAUGGCCGGCGUGCCGAAGUCGUCCUUCACGGCCUAUCUGAAUGACUGGGAAGGGAGGCAAUGGGCUCUCCUCGCCGGCUUACUUUGCGGUCUCGGCAAUGGCUUCCAGUUCAUGGGUGGUCAGGCUGCUGGUCAUGCUGCUGCUGAUGCUGUUGAGGCAUUGCCACUUGUGAGCACAUUCUGGGGCAUCGUGCUAUUCGGGGAGUACCGCAAGUCAUCGAAGAAAACCUACACUCUGCUCGUGUUGAUGCUGCUCAUGUUCAUCGUGGCUGUAGCAACGCUCAUGGCUUCGGCAGGUCGCAGGGCCACAACGUGA
This is a messenger RNA of Hordeum vulgare subsp. vulgare (domesticated barley), 1233 nucleotides long. Its product is annotated as ureide permease 1-like. Bases 4 to 1233 code for a protein of 409 amino acids. The record is from RefSeq and is a predicted model, not a curated record. Gene Ontology annotation, biological process: nitrogen compound transport. Gene Ontology annotation, molecular function: allantoin:proton symporter activity; uracil:monoatomic cation symporter activity. NCBI's taxonomy places the organism in Eukaryota, Viridiplantae, Streptophyta, Magnoliopsida, Poales, Poaceae. Gene Ontology annotation, cellular component: membrane. The transcript is spliced from 7 exons.